UCAACACCAAGCUAGCUUCUUGCUGUCCCUGAAGUGCACACGCUUCUUCUCCCCAUGGCACGCUGCAACCUCCUCGUCCUCGUCGCCACCGCCGCCUUCGUGACGUUGGCUCUUGCCGUCGUCAGAGCCGAGGCGUCCGGCGGCAUUGGGUUCAACCUCCACCACCGGUUCUCGCCGGUGGUCCGGCAGUGGAUGGAGGCGCGAGGCCAUGCCCCCGCCGGCUCCAGCUGGUCGUUGCCUGAGGAGGCAGUACCGCAAGGCUCUCCGGAGUACUACUCCGCGCUGCUCCGCCACGACGACCGUGCCCUCUCCGCCCGCCGCCGCCGUGGCCUCGCCAACGCCGACGGCCGCCAGAGCACCCUCACCUUCGCCGACGGCAAUGCCACUCACCUCGACACCUACGAAUACUUGCACUACGCGGAGGUGGAGGUGGGCACGCCGAGCUCCAAGUUCCUGGUGGCGCUGGACACCGGCAGCGACCUCUUCUGGCUGCCCUGCGAAUGCAAGCAGUGUGCGGAGACCGGCAACGCCACGACGGACCGGACGUACAGCCCGAGCCAGUCGUCCACGAGCAAGACAGUGCCGUGCGGCCACCCGCUGUGCGAGCGCCCGGACGCCUGCGCUGCCGCGGGCACGGGCAGCAACAGCAGCAGCAGCUGCCCCUACGAGGCGAAGUACGUCUCCGCCAACACCGGGUCCUCCGGGGUGCUGGUGGAGGACGUGCUGCACCUCACGGGCGGCGGUGGUAAGGCGGUGCAGGCGCCGAUCGUGUUCGGGUGCGGCCAGGUGCAGACGGGGGAGUUCCUGCGAGGCGCUGCCUCCGGCGGCCUGAUGGGUCUGGGCAUGGACAAGGUCUCCGUGCCCAGCGCGCUGGCCAGCAGCGGCCUCGUCGCGUCCGACAGCUUCUCCAUGUGCUUUAGCCGCGACGGGGUCGGCCGGAUCAACUUCGGCGACGACGGCGGCGCGGGCCAGGCGGAGACGCCGUUCAUCGCCGCCGGGAGCUUACAGACUGCUUAUUACAACAUCAGUGUCGGAGCGAUCACGGUGGACAGCAAGGUUAUGGCGGUGGAGUUCACCGCCGUUGUGGAUUCCGGCACGUCGUUCACCUACCUCAACGAUCCGGCUUACACAUUGCUCACGACCAAUUUCAAUUCGAGGGUUUCCGAGGUCAGAGACACUUAUGGCAGCGGGUAUGAAAAGUUCGAGUAUUGCUACAGAUUGAGCCCCGGCCAAACAAGCAUGAGGCGGCUGCCGGCGGUGAGCCUGAGGACCAAGGGAGGCGCCGUGUUCCUCGUCACGUGGCCCGUCAUCCCCGUCCUCGCCAGCAGCAACGGCGGGCCGUACCAUCCCAUCGGCUACUGCUUGGGUGUCAUCAAGAACAGCAUCAUCAGCGGCGCCGAGGACGCCACCAUUGGCCAGAACUUCAUGACCGGGCUCAAGGUCGUCUUUGACCGUAGGAGAUCUGUCCUGGGAUGGGAGAAGUUCGACUGCUACAAGGAUGCCAAGAUGCAAGACGGCGGGAGCCCGGACACUUCGCUCGGGAGCCCUGCCGGUGACUCUGCUCCGGGGAGCCCCGACGACGGCGUUCCCUUCGUGCCACUGCCAUGGGAGAACAGCACAACCGAUGGAAUGUACCCCGGCAGCGGGAGGGUGCCGGUGCCGUGGCCAGCGAGGUCAUGGUCAGGUUCAGGUUCAGGCAGCAGCUGCAGCAGCGAGGCGUCGUUUGGAGGCCUCCUCUCCUUGAUACUGGUUCAUGCGCUUGUUGUUAUAUGUGUGGCUUGGUGAUAAUAUGUCCCACCAUAUAUGCUUAUAUGCAUGUGUAUUUCCAAUCUAAUCAUGAAACAUGAUGACUUUCACGUCAAUUAUGUAAACCAUCUAAUCUAUAUCAUGGACUCCCUCCGUUCCCAAGUCA
Molecule: messenger RNA, 1912 nt
Organism: Zea mays
Lineage: Eukaryota; Viridiplantae; Streptophyta; Magnoliopsida; Poales; Poaceae
Product: aspartyl protease family protein 1
Exons: 7
Coding region: 55-1785 (576 amino acids)
Biological process (GO): proteolysis
Molecular function (GO): aspartic-type endopeptidase activity
Source: RefSeq, a predicted model, not a curated record